Molecule: messenger RNA, 1185 nt
Organism: Parnassius apollo (apollo)
Lineage: Eukaryota; Metazoa; Arthropoda; Insecta; Lepidoptera; Papilionidae
Source: the annotation of a GenBank genome assembly
AUGGACAAUUUUAUACAAGGAAAACAUUUAGAUAAUGAAAUUUUGUGGCUGGCAUUAAAACUCACUCCAGAAGAAAAAAAGAAUCAUGAAGAUAAGAAUGUUGAUGAAAACUCUGAAACUCUUUAUAAGUAUAAUCUUGCUAUGAAGACAUCAGAAAUACAUAAAAAAUUAUGGAAAGACUGUACCACAGUUAAUUAUGCUAAUACAAGAAUAGUUCCUGUUGUUGGAACUUCACGAAUACAUAACAAUAUUGCAUUAGUGUGUGAGAAUGAAUUUUAUAAUAUUAUCUCAUCUAUUGGCAUAAGCAAUGUUGAUAAUAUAGAAAUUUCAUUCCAUCCUGUCCCUGCUUUUGAAUACUCUCCGAAAAUAGCAGCAGCAGCUGAAGUGAGCUUAAUUGUAAAUGAUUUUGAUCUAUCAAAUGAUUUUAUUAAGGAGGUUCUUGGCAACCAUUUUGAAGUACCAAAGUUAGUUAGUGAAAAUGAUAUAAUUGCUAUACAUUUGAAUCCUCAAAUAACCACUAAGUACCAUUAUAAAUAUAUUGAUUUAGUUGAAUCAUUGGGAAUACUGCAUUUCAAAUGUAACAAAAUUUGUGGUGAUUUGGACUCAGUGUCUUCUAAUCAGUCUUCAAAGUCUGUGACCAAUGUGAUAAAAGCUUUUUAUAUUGUUAAAGGUGUUACUCAGUUAACUUUAGGCGAGAAUAUACAUUCCAUGAAACCAAAAAGUAAAUAUUUUAGACCACAGAAAUUGUGUUGCCAGUAUUUACAUAUAUGUCCAACUGGGUUGCAAAGUAAAUUUGAGCAAUUACAAGAGGCAAUAAGCCCAUUUUUGACUGGAGAAAUAAAUGAGCUAUCAUCAUCUUUGUCCAGUCCUAUUACUCCCAUGUUUCUGAUGACUGGAUCAUUGGGUUCUGGUAGACACAUGAUUGUUAAAACAGUAGCAAAAUAUAAUGGAGUAAAUUGUUUCCAAACUGACUGUAAUGCCCUACAGAGUUCCACUGCAAAACAGACUGAAAGUAAAAUUAGCUUAACGAUACAAAAAGCUAAGGCCGCAGCACCAGCAAUUGUUUUGCUCGAUAAUUUUGAGGGCUAUGGUCCCAUUAUUCAACUGUGGAGUGCAGUUGGUCUAAGACCCAAAAACAGGUUGUAUGAUUUGAAGCUAAGCAAAGAAUUUGCAUUAUACUGCUGA